This is a messenger RNA of Zygotorulaspora mrakii, 1242 nucleotides long. It is a transcript of the gene KTR3, whose product is annotated as mannosyltransferase KTR3. Gene Ontology annotation, molecular function: alpha-1,2-mannosyltransferase activity. The record is from RefSeq and is a predicted model, not a curated record. Gene Ontology annotation, biological process: cell wall mannoprotein biosynthetic process; protein N-linked glycosylation; protein O-linked glycosylation. NCBI's taxonomy places the organism in Eukaryota, Fungi, Ascomycota, Saccharomycetes, Saccharomycetales, Saccharomycetaceae. Gene Ontology annotation, cellular component: membrane; Golgi apparatus. The coding region runs from base 1 to 1242 and encodes 413 amino acids. The transcript has a single exon.
AUGGCCGUGCCAAGGAAGACACUGAUGCCAAAAUCAGCAAUUCUGGUAAAGAAGUACAAACGGGGAAUAAGGGUAUCAUUCGCGGCUCUGAUAAUUCUGCUGACGCUCUUAUUUGUGGUAAGCACACCACCAUCAUCUUCAGCAUCAUCACCAAUAAGCUCAUCGUCACCGGCACCACAACCAUCCUUCAAGGGAGGAAAAAUGAAAGGUCAUAGCAAUUACAAGAUGCCAUCCACCGAUAUUUCGCAGAAAGUUCAUUACCCAUUGGAUGAUGGUAAAAAAGAAAAGGCAGUAUUUGUUACACUGGCGAGAAAUGACGAUCUUUGGGAUCUAGUUCUUUCAAUUAGACACAUAGAGGACCGAUUCAACAAGAGGUAUCAUUAUGAUUGGGUUUUUCUGAAUGAUGAGAAGUUUAGCGAUGAAUUUAUUCGAGUUACAAGCGCCUUGGUUUCAGGUGAAGCGAAAUAUGGGCAGAUUCCUGAGGAACAUUGGUCGGUGCCAUCCUGGAUUAAUAAAGCAAAGUUCGAUAAGGCAAGACAUGAAAUGAAAGAAAAGAACAUUAUAUAUGGCGAUUCUAUUCCAUAUAGACACAUGUGCCGUUUCAACUCGGGAUUCUUUUACAGACAUGAACUCCUGCAAGAAUAUGAUUGGUAUUGGAGAGUCGAUACAGAUAUCACAAUUUACUGUGACAUCCAAUACGACAUUUUCAGAUUCAUGAAAGAGAACAACAAAAAAUAUGGAUUUGUCAUUUCAUUAACAGAAUACGAGACCACUAUUCCCACAUUAUGGCCAACUACGCAAAAAUUUAUAGAAGAAAAUAAGCAAUAUAUCAGUAAGAACAAUCUGAUGGAUUUUAUUUCUGAUAACGGUGGUAUGACUUAUUCUGGGUGUCAUUUCUGGUCCAACUUUGAAGUUGGUUCUUUGAAUUUCUGGAGGUCUGAGGCGUUUACAAAGUACUUUGAUUAUUUAGACCAGAGUGGUGGAUUUUUCUAUGAAAGAUGGGGAGAUGCACCUGUUCACUCUCUAGCAGUUGCAUUAUUCUUAGAUAGAUCUGAGGUACACUUCUUUGAUGGUAUAGGAUUUAGGCACCCCGAUUUUACGUCCUGUCCAGUUGAGGAACAAAUUAGACUUCAAAAUAAAUGUACUUGUAAUCCAAACAACGACAUUACUUGGAUUCCUGAUUAUUUUUGCACAAGAAAAUUCUUUGAAGUUAACCACUUGAAGAUGCCGGUAGGCGUCUAA